This is a messenger RNA of Echinops telfairi (small Madagascar hedgehog), 602 nucleotides long. RefSeq names its product family with sequence similarity 229 member B (gene FAM229B). The record is from RefSeq and is a predicted model, not a curated record. Lineage: Eukaryota; Metazoa; Chordata; Mammalia; Afrosoricida; Tenrecidae. The transcript is spliced from 4 exons. The coding region runs from base 277 to 549 and encodes 90 amino acids.
ACUGGCAGGGUAUCUGGAGGCUCUGGAGUUUAAACUAUGGCUCGUUAAAACUCUCCAUGAGCGUUUAUCAGAAGUUUAGUGCUCGUGUAUAGUCUCACCCUAGCGGAAUGAAACUCUGUGAGAGAAUCUUCUGAUGUCAUAAUUUCUGCGUGUCACUGAGACAUUUGAUCAUCAUUCUUUUGGCCAUUCCAGUCUUCUAUGGAAGGACAGGAGAAGCAGUUGAUCUAUUCACCUGUCCAGGAAUCACACUCGACCAAUUUUGGUCUUCAGUGAAUUAUGCCUUUUCGGUUUGGGAUCCAGGCAAGGAGUUUUCCAAUGGAAGGAGGAGAUUCUUCAAUAGGCCUGGAACUUGGGUUGAGCUCUAGUGCUGCCGCUAAUGGGAAAGAGACUUCACCAACCAGGCAGCUCCGACGAUGUCCUGGAAGUCAUUGCCUGACAAUAACUGAUGUUCCCAUCAAUGUCUAUGCAACAAUGCGCAAGCCAGCUGCACAGAGCAGCAAGGAAAUGCAUCCUAAUAGCACCGUUAAGUCUUAUGUAGGUGUUGACUAGGUCAAGGCUAAUGGACCAGUAUCAGCUGGUAAACAAUAAAAGUGGCGGCAACU